ACUGUCAUGUUUACCUUUUUGUUGACAAAAUUUCCCAUAUGAUUAUGGUGCAAUUACUCUGAUUAAUUUAUAUUUCCGCGCAACAUUCAUGAAAGUGUAUAGCUUUACCACCUGCCUUGAUCUCGAUUAAGAGGAAAAUGUCUUCAAGCUCUGUAGAAGACAUUCCGGAGCAGUGUAAGGAUCUGUUUACGCAAGAUGGCGUGCUCCUCAAGGCGUGCAUGGGCCGUCCGAUCACAGACCUCAACUCGAUUGGCAUGCUGUGCGUGGUGGUCAACCCCAACGGCAGCAAGUGCAUCGAGUGGCGGCCCAACGACCUCAUCACCAUCGACUCCGACACGCAGGAUCAGGAGUGGGCCGUGGUCAACACUAUAGGUCGAAGACAGCGCACUCUCAGCGGUAACAUCACUUCCGACUACGCAAACGCUCGCUCCCGGAUCAUAAAAAUAGCCCUCGACGACCUGAAAACCUUCAGAGUCACUCGCAACAGCCAGCAGAUGCAGUUCUCCACCAAACCUGGCAUUUGGCAGACCACUUUUUACUUCCAACAUGGGAACGCAGAAAUAUUCGUCGCGAAUUUGAAGAACCACAUUAAAACAGCAAAGACAAGACAUGACAGAAACACAUAUGUAGUAAUCGAGCCAAAUGUGGAGACGCAAGUGCUGAAUAAGAGUUUUGCAGAACUAGACAUCUUCACGGAGAACACUACAGAUGUUGUGUGGAAUCUGGUGUCGAAUUUCAAGCAGAGGCCUUAUGAGACCACUAUGACUGCGUUUUCUAAGCUUACGGAUAUUGGAUCGAAUCCACAACAAGGUUGCUCUACAGUUGACCUCGAGAAAUUUUAUUAUGGCAACGAGGCUAACGGCAAACGCGAUGUGUCCGAAGAGGUGGCAGACUUGCUCACAAAGAGCAUGAGUGCGCUGGAAGAUACCACCACGGUCACUAAGUCCGAUGAGUACGAAGUCAUCAGCGUCAAACCAACGCUGCCGCCGAGACCUAUCAUACCUAGAGGAACUCCGCUAUCCACUGAGAAAUGGGAAGGUCUGCAGGACACGGAAGGCAGGGUCACAGAGGUCGACGGAGUCAAACAGCUCAUCUUUAGAGGGGGUGUGGCCCACUCGAUACGUCAGUCGGUCUGGAAGUAUUUACUAGACUACACCCCCUGGCACAUGACGCACGCAGAAAUACGAUCCUUACAACGCAAACGCACAGAGGAAUAUUUCUCCAUGAAACUCCAAUGGCGCUCCAUGACCGAAGGCCAAGAGUCCAGGUUCUCGGAGUACAGAGACAGAAAGAGUCUAGUGGAGAAAGAUGUUGCAAGGACAGACCGGACCCAUCCGUUUUUCGCGGGUGACAAUAACCCCAAUCUGGCGGUGCUGCAGGAUAUUCUGAUGACAUAUGUCAUGUACAACUUUGACCUCGGCUACGUGCAAGGCAUGAGCGAUAUUUUGGCACCGUUGCUGCUUCUUUUGGGGAAUGAGGUGGACAGUUUUUGGUGCUUCGUUGGCUUCAUGGAAAGAAUUGUAAGUAACUUCGACAUGGCCCAGGCGGGCAAGAAGCAGCAGCUCCGGCAGCUGCAGCAGCUGCUGACGUUCUGCAGCCCGGAGCUGGCGCAGCACCUGGCGCAGAAGGACUCCGGCAACAUGUACUUCUGCUUCCGCUGGCUCCUGGUCUGGUUCAAGCGAGAAUUCUCCUUCAGGGACAUUAUGAGGCUAUGGGAAGUCCUGUGGACGGGGUUGCCGUGUGCCAACUUCCAUCUGCUCAUUUGUGUAGCUAUACUCGACGCCGAAAAGGACACGAUAAUCAACAACAACUAUGGUUUCACUGAAAUAUUGAAGCACGUAAACGACCUAUCGAUGUGCCUGGACGUCGACAAAAUACUAAGCACAGGCGAGGGCAUGUACCACCAAAUAAUAUCAGCGCACCACCUAACAGACCAAGUCAGGAUCAUACUCGGAAUGACCCCUCUGAACGUAUCCGUGUCAACGAAUUCUGACGACGAGCCUACGACGAGCGGAGCUAACGGUAUGGAGAAAUGUGAGAAUGCCGGGGACCCUCUCUUUACCCCAGGGAUGGAUGAAGUUAUGUAUCAAAUAGGAUUAGACAUGAAUUUUUGAGCACGCGGAACUCGAAUAUAACGGAUUAAAAAUAUCUGUCGUAACCACCAGCGUCUGGGCCUUACUUGCCUAAACCACGAAAUCAUAAAACUACAGAGACUGGUGAAAGUGAUAAUUUUUCUAUUUUUAUAAAGUACUCGUGGUACUCUUUAAAAUAAAAACAGCUGUCCAUAA
Cydia amplana is the source of this 2288-nucleotide messenger RNA. It is a transcript of the gene Tbc1d15-17, whose product is annotated as TBC1 domain family member 15. The coding region runs from base 138 to 2114 and encodes 658 amino acids. Gene Ontology annotation, molecular function: GTPase activator activity. The record is from RefSeq and is a predicted model, not a curated record. The transcript is spliced from 11 exons. Gene Ontology annotation, biological process: activation of GTPase activity. Lineage: Eukaryota; Metazoa; Arthropoda; Insecta; Lepidoptera; Tortricidae.